AUGAGGGUCAGGUUUGUUGUUUAUACUAGGGGGAAGUGGGAUUUGAUUAACGGAAACAUUGAGUAUGUUACUGGUGUCGAUUCAAGGAGACGUGGUUUAGAAAUUGAAACAGAUCAUUCAUAUAAUAGUUUUUUAAACUAUGUUUCUAAGAUGUGUGAUACUCCAAACAUUACACGGUUGUCAUACCGGAUGUCUACGUUUACUGAUCCGAUCGAUAUUAUUAACGAUCGAGAUGUUAGAUUUUUUUUUGAUCUGGCGAUGCAGAAUCCUUUUGAAUUAUAUAAAUUAUAUGUUAUUCAAGAGUCUGAUGUUGGUUCAUCUGGUUUGUCUUGUUUAAACAAUUUAAACGCUCCAGAUCUAAAUAUUCCAGUAAAAGAAAGUUUUGAUGUUUUAAACGAUGAGUGUCCAAAUUUAGAAAAAUAUUCUGAAAAAUAUUUAACGUCUCACAACCAAUCAGGUUCUUCAUCUAUAGUGUUCGAGGCCGGUCAUAUAUUCAAUAACAAAGAAGAGAUGAAGCUCGAGUUGGGAAAGAAAUGUUUGUUAGAGCAUUUCGAGUUUAAAGUUGAUAGAUCAUCUAAGACGCGGUAUGAAGUUUCAUGCAGGGGUGAUGGUUGUGAAUGGCGAUUUAAGGCUCAUGCUAUUCCUUGUGGCAAUUUAUGGUUUGUUAAACAUAUGAACGAUAGUCACACCUGUUCGAAGACGCAAACACACCCACAUUUUCGUCAGGCUAACCCAAAGGUUUUGGGUCACUUUUUGAAGGAACAACUAAAAGACAGUGGUAGGAUAUAUCGAGCGAAAGAGAUUGUCAAAGAUUUUAGACAAAGGUUCGAGGUUGAGAUAACAAACCUUCAAGCUUGGCGUGGUAAAAGCUAUGCACUUGAACUACUACAAGGAACUACACGAGACUCUUUUGCGGAACUACCAAUAUAUUGUUACAAUUUGAAACUUGCAAAUCCUGGAAGCGUUACCCACAUCUUGGUUGAUGAGCAGAGUCGUUUUGAAAUGGUUUUUGUUGCUUUAGGGGCGGCGAUUCGUAGCUUUAUGUUUAAUCUGAUACCUGUUGUUAUCAUUGACGCGGCACACCUAAAGGGUGAAUUUAAAGGGACGUUGUUUUUAGCAGUGGGCAUGGAUGGAAAUAAUCAGAUUUUACCCCUUGCUUAUGGCAUUGGAAAAUCAGAGGAUGGUGAAUCUUGGACAUGGUUUCUCUCAAAGCUUAGAGAUUGUGUUGGUGAAAUAGCAGAUAUGGCGAUCAUUUCGGAUAGGGCGAAUUCGAUACAUGUGGGUGUUAGGAAUGUGUUUCCACGUGUGUACCACGACCUGUGUUGUCGUCAUUUAAUGAUGAAUUUACGUUUGCCGUCGUCUAAAAAAAAAGAGUACGAGGCACUAUGGUGGAAGACGUGUAAAUCUUAUCGGAUGUCUGACUUUAACGAGUCAUUUAAUGCUUUGUGUCUUGCUGUUCCUCGAAUACGCCAGGUUUUAACAAAUAUUGGGUUUGGUAGAUGGGCAAGAGCUCAUUGUCCCGGCAAUCGAUACCACUAUAUGACAUCUAAUAGUGCGGAGUCUAUUAACUCUUUGUCUAGAUUCUCGCGUAAGAUGCCGAUAACGCAACUUAUCGAAUUUUUCCGCGAGUCUGUACAAAAAUGGUUUUAUGACCGUCGAUUGCAGGGCAUGCAGGAGAGCCAUUCACUUACUCAGUGGGCACAGAAGAAAAUUUUAAAGAAAAUUGAAGGCUCUAGAACCUGGACUGUUGCAGGCAUCCGGGUAAACAGCUUUGUUGUUGAUGCUGGUGGGAAAAGGGGUGUAGUUGAUCUUUCGAAUCGUUCGUGCAGCUGUCGUGUCUGGCAAGUUUCGGGUUUACCUUGUGGGCAUGUGAUUGCUGUUUCAAGAUUUUUGGGUGAACCUGACUGUAGUCAUUAUGCUUUCUCGUGUUACUCAAACGAAGUAUACAAAAAAACGUAUGAAGAAUCGAUUAAUCCUCUGCCUCAUAGGUCUGAAUGGGUAAUACCAGAAGGCCUUGGCAGUGUAUUACCGCCGAAUAUUACAAAACGUCAAUCAGGUCGUCCAAAAGAAAACAAGCGAAUCUUGUCUCGUGGGGAAGAACCUGUUCCGGUAUAUUGUUCGCGUUGCCGAACAUACGGACAUGUUCGUGACGUUUGUUUAGAUCCAAUGAAAUCACAUAUUCGUUCACAAAAAUCAUCAGGCAAAGGAAAAGAGAAAGAGACAGAAACGCAGAGUUCAACGGAUAACAUUUUUCCAUCUUAUAAUUUAGCAGAAUUUUAA
Helianthus annuus (common sunflower) is the source of this 2280-nucleotide messenger RNA. RefSeq lists its product as uncharacterized. The transcript has 2 exons. Lineage: Eukaryota; Viridiplantae; Streptophyta; Magnoliopsida; Asterales; Asteraceae. The record is from RefSeq and is a predicted model, not a curated record. The coding region runs from base 1 to 2280 and encodes 759 amino acids. Gene Ontology annotation, molecular function: zinc ion binding.